AUGAACAUUUCCGAUGCCACAUUCCAACGUCUCGAGGCCGAGUUCAACGCCCCCUCCGUGCGCAAUUUCACAUCUGCCCUUCCCAAUCGCCAGUGGAUCGCAGAUGCGGAAGCCCAGAAGCGGAACGGCGUCAAUCCCUUCCCCCCAGGGGUAGUCGCAUCUCGCCCCGUCUUCGACAUUAAGAAGAUGCGCGAACUUCUCGAUAUGAACAAUUUUGAGCUCCGCGACAGCUUCUACGAGCUGUUCAAAAACCCGGUCUUCUUCCCGCGAUACAAUGAAUCCCUCGCCGAGCAGAGGGCACGCACCAUACAGAGGUGGCGCCUCAUUGCAAAGACCGGCGUUUUUCACAAGACGCUGCAGAAUUUUACGGCCGAGGGACGCCAGCGGUAUGAAGCCACCCUUGAGUCUGUGGGUGCUAUGGAGCACAGCAUGGAGAUUAAAAUGGGGGUCCAUUACGGACUUUUUGGAGGGACCGUCAGCAUGAUGGGUGACGACGAGCAGUCCGCAAAGUGGGCGCCCAUGAUCGAGAACUGCCAGAUGCUCGGGUGCUUUGCCAUGACGGAGCUAGGACAUGGAUCCAACGUCAAGGGCAUCCAAACUAAGGCCGUCUACGAUAUCCCCUCCCAAACAUUCAUAGUCAACACACCCUGCGAAGAAGCCCAAAAGUACUGGAUCGGUGGCGCCUUCCAAUCGGCACGAUGGACCGCCUUAUUCGCACAGCUCUACGUCCAAGGUGUCUGCCACGGAGUGCAUCCAUUCCUAGUCCGCAUUCGCAACGAAGAUGGCACUACCGUCCCAGGUGUAACUAUCGGCGACUGCGGCGCCAAAAACGGUCUCAACGGCGUAGAUAACGGUCGCAUGUGGUUUUCUAACGUGAGGGUUCCCCAUGACCACCUUCUCCGCCGCCAUUCGCAAGUGUCCCGUGACGGCACGUUCACCUCAAACUUCAAGUCUGCCGAUGAGCGCUUCGGCGCCUCUCUCGCGUCGCUCUCUGGCGGACGCGUCAGCGUGUCCGCAGGGUCCCUCGUCCAAGCCAAGCUGGCCCUAUCCAUCGCGAUCCGGUACGGCCUCUCGCGCAAGGCAUUCGGGCCACCGGGGCAGGAGGAGACCCGACUGAUGGACUACCCGGCGUACCAGGCGCGGCUGAUCCCGCCGCUAGCGACGACGUUCGUGAUGCAGCUAGUGCUAAACCAUCUCAAAGCCAAGUGGGAACGAGGAGAUCUCGGACGCGAACUGCACGUGUGGAGCUCCGGAUUCAAGGCCCUCAUCUCAUGGCACUCACUGCAAACGCUGCAGGAGGCGCGCGAAGCGUGCGGCGGGCAGGGGUACAAAUCGGAAAACCGGAUUGGCCCGAUGAAGACCUCGCACGACGUGGCCCUGACGUACGAGGGCGACAACCACGUCCUGCUGCAAGCGGUGACCAAGACGGUGUUUAGCGAGUUCAUGAAGGGCAUCCAGAGCGGGGGCAACUUUCGGGGGCACUUUGCGUAUCUCAAGGACGCAGAGGGGCUGAAAAAGAUGAACUUGUCAGGCAUGGACCCGAGGUCUGCGGCAUUCGCGCUGACGGUGAUGCGGCGGCGCGAGGCAGCAUUGUUCGCAAUGCUGGCCGCCGAUCUGCAGAAGCGGACAGCAGCGGGACUGACGCCGCUCAAAGCAUUCAACCAUUGCGCGGUGCUCGUGGAGGAUGCCGGUCGAGCGCACGUGGAGCUACUGAUGGUGGAGCUGUUCCAUCAUACGCUAAGCGAUUUGCAACGACGCGGCGAGACGGAGCUGGCAGACAUGCUGAGCCUUUGCGGGGCACUGCAUACCGCGAGAACGGUGGAUGAGCAGCCCGUGUUCUUGAGGUGCGGGGCGGUGUCGGUGGCUGAGGCACAGAUGAUGCACACGAAUGUGGGGCGGUUUUGCGGGACGCUCAGACCCCACGUGCUGACACUGGUAGAGUCGUUUGGAUACCCGCCGCAUCUGCUAGCACCGAUUGCUUUCGAUUACGUUGCGCAUAAUAGCAAGGGGAGGCUGUAG
Molecule: messenger RNA, 2019 nt
Organism: Chondrus crispus (carragheen)
Lineage: Eukaryota; Rhodophyta; Florideophyceae; Gigartinales; Gigartinaceae
Product: acyl-CoA oxidase
Exons: 1
Coding region: 1-2019 (672 amino acids)
Biological process (GO): lipid homeostasis; fatty acid beta-oxidation using acyl-CoA oxidase
Cellular component (GO): peroxisome
Molecular function (GO): fatty acid binding; FAD binding; acyl-CoA oxidase activity
Source: RefSeq, a predicted model, not a curated record